Messenger RNA from Gregarina niphandrodes, 699 nucleotides. Its product is annotated as peptidyl-prolyl cis-trans isomerase, cyclophilin-type. Gene Ontology annotation, biological process: protein peptidyl-prolyl isomerization; protein folding. The coding region runs from base 1 to 699 and encodes 232 amino acids. Gene Ontology annotation, molecular function: peptidyl-prolyl cis-trans isomerase activity. NCBI's taxonomy places the organism in Eukaryota, Apicomplexa, Conoidasida, Eugregarinorida, Gregarinidae. The transcript has 2 exons. The record is from RefSeq and is a predicted model, not a curated record.
AUGAAAUUGCUCGACGUGGGUCUCGUAGCUUCCAACAUGUUGGUACUUGUGGCAAGUAGCUCACCCACAGGAAGCAGGACGACGGGAAGCUUCACGACGGUUGAGAGGCAAUUGACUCCGAACAAGUCUCUGGCUGAAGGCGAGAUCGACCGGUUGGUUCAACUUGAUGUUAGUGUGAUCAAGGACGGAGAGAGCCGUGAGCUGGGUGUACUUACGUUAGGGUUGUUUGGAUCGGAGCUGCCCAGGACGACCGCAAAUUUUGCAUGGGCCUGUGAAAAUCGCUAUGCCAACUCUACAUUCCACCGAGUGAUAGAUGGCUUCAUGGCGCAAGGCGGAGACUUCACUCGCCACGACGGGACCGGAGGUGAAUCGAUGUUUGAUGGGGCUAAGUUUGAGGAUGAGUCGUUUGUGUAUCACCAUGAUCUACCCGGAGCUCUCUCGAUGGCAAACGCCGGGCCAAACACGAACGGUUCCCAGUUUUUCAUUACUUUCGUGGAGACCAAAUACCUUGACGGGCACCACGUGGUUUUCGGGUGUUUGGUGGACGGCAUGUCGACUUUGAGACAACUCGAAACAAGAGGCAGCGACAGCGGGAAACCCGACGGUACCCUUGUCAUCAAUACCUGCAAAGUUGUUGACCUCCCAGCCGAUAAGAGCUCUAAAUGCUUCGACACAUCAGAAAUCAAAACGGACCUUUAA